AUGGCAGCGUCUCUCUUAUCUUCUUUUGGUGCAGCAACGCUGCUUGUUCUCACACUUCGCUUCGUAUGCUUUCUACGACCAUAUGCGAGACCAUCGACCUUGAAGCGCUACCUUGGAAACGGAGAGGCUUGGGCGCUGGUGACAGGAGCGUCGGAUGGUAUUGGCUUAGCUUUUGUGCAGGAACUAGCCCAACGGGGUUUCAAUGUUGUGAUUCAUGGCGGUAAUUCGGAAAAAUUGAAAUGGAUCAAAGCUCAGCUCGAACAGCAGUAUCCCUCACGCCAUUUCCAAACGCUCCUUCUCGAUGCAAGGCUGGCAACAACAAAGCAGAUUUUGAAGCUGAAACUUCCGAAGUUGGCCGUUCUCGUCAACAAUAUUGGAGCAGGCACCAGCGAUCAACUGUGGCUCCGAUUUCUAGAUCGAACUGCUGAAGAGGUUGCCGAUGUGGUGACAAUCAAUGCGACCUUUGGGGCGGUCUUGACUCGACAGCUACUGCCAGGACUCUCCCGGCCAGGUCUGAUCAUCAAUGUUGGGUCCGUGGUUGAUUCAUGGCCGAGCGCCUAUCUUGAGCCCUACUGUGGGACAAAAGGAUUCGUUCGAUCGUUCAGCGAAGCUCUCCGGACAGAGAUGAUUGUAGAAGGCCAUGACAUUGAGAUUAUGCAUCUCAGGGUGUUCUCGGUGGCCACGAAAUCCAGUCACGACGCGCCCUCCUUCGUGACAAGCACACCUCGGGCCAUGGCAAUGGCUGGGCUGGAUCGGGUCGGUUGUGGCGCUGCGAGUACGGCAGGACUUCUCCGACAUGGUAUUAUCAUUUGGUUGAUCGAGCUUAUGCCACGACAAAUGCUGGGCGUCAGCUUGAGUGGCCAAGUCAAAUGGAAGAUUGGCAAAGGCUAA
Messenger RNA from Cyphellophora europaea CBS 101466, 891 nucleotides. RefSeq lists its product as uncharacterized. Gene Ontology annotation, cellular component: endoplasmic reticulum. Gene Ontology annotation, molecular function: oxidoreductase activity. The transcript has 2 exons. The record is from RefSeq and is a predicted model, not a curated record. The coding region runs from base 1 to 891 and encodes 296 amino acids. NCBI's taxonomy places the organism in Eukaryota, Fungi, Ascomycota, Eurotiomycetes, Chaetothyriales, Cyphellophoraceae.